UCCCCAGAAGCAUCAGACUCUGUUUGACACAUCGAGGCGAACACUUAAACCAAAGAGGGACCAGGCAGCUCCAGAAUGGCUGCGAAGUUUCACGAGAUCAAGGCCGAGCUGCUGACCGGGGAAGUCUUGCAUUUCUCCUCCCUGCAGGGCAAAGUUGUACUCAUUGAGAAUGUGGCGUCUCUCUGAGGAACAACCACCAGGGAUUACACCCAGAUGAACGAGCUCCACCAGCGCUACGCCGGCCAGGGGCUCGUUAUCCUGGGAGUGCCCUGCAACCAGUUCGGCCACCAGGAGAACUGCAACAAUGAUGAAAUCCUGCAGUCUCUGAAGUAUAUCCGCCCUGGAAACGGUUUCGAGCCCAAGUUUCAGCUCCUGCAGAAGGUGGAUGUGAACGGGAAGGACGCUCAUCCUCUGUUCGUGUUCCUGAAGGAGAAGCUCCCCUUCCCCACCGACGAGCCCACCGCCCUGUUAAACGACCCCAGACUCAUCCUCUGGAGCCCGGUCUGCAGGAACGACGUGGCCUGGAACUUCGAGAAGUUCCUGAUCGGGCCCGAUGGGGUGCCGUUCAAGCGCUACAGCCGGAGGUUCCUCACCAUCGACAUCGAGGGGGACAUCAAGAAGCUCCUCAGCCAGGCACACUAAAGAACCAUCCUCCGACAUAUUGUUGAGCCACCCUGCAGCUUCUGUUUGCACCAGGCUUUCAGCACUUAGCAAGCACGUGUGAUCACAUCCGGAGAAACGUCUUUUUUCCCUCCAUAGCUUCAGUAGAUGGUUUGACACUUUUCUGCGUGACCACCUGUGCUCUCGUGUACCGAUGUCUGUGUUCUGUUCUUUUACUUUAUGAAGACAUCCCCUGAAACCGCCUCGUUGUGAGGGGGGUGUCUGAUGCAAUGUAACAGGCUGAAUGUCUCAGCUUCAUUGAGUACGUGUAAAGCACGGAUGUGGUUGUAAGUAUUAAGAGAAGCAAUAAAUGUCCUUUUCUUAAAUCCUC
Messenger RNA from Platichthys flesus (European flounder), 991 nucleotides. RefSeq names its product glutathione peroxidase 1-like. The transcript has 2 exons. The record is from RefSeq and is a predicted model, not a curated record. Lineage: Eukaryota; Metazoa; Chordata; Actinopteri; Pleuronectiformes; Pleuronectidae. Gene Ontology annotation, biological process: response to selenium ion; glutathione metabolic process; hydrogen peroxide catabolic process. Gene Ontology annotation, cellular component: mitochondrion; cytosol. Gene Ontology annotation, molecular function: glutathione peroxidase activity.